UUCAUUCACAAAAUCAAGUUGAGUUGAACGUUGAAAGUUCAGUGGACGUCUUGUUUCUAUGUCCACUUGUGAAAGAUAUAUAAUAAGUUUGUAACAUAUGUUCAAUUUAAAUUUUAAUAGUUAGUUUGAUAGACGUUAAAUAAAAUGGCCAAUUUAAUUAAAAGUUUAGUGAUAACUGUGUUAAGUUGUGCGUUCGUCAACUCGGACAAGCCUAUAAAAUUCUACCAGGAAAAGGCCUACCAUGAAGCGCAAGAAUUAACAGACAACAACAUAAGGGACAUAGCAAAGAUGUCAGACAGGCAGCACUUUAGGAAAGUGCUCGACGAGAUCCUCAUACCCCGGGUGGUCGGUACACCGAACCAUGAGAAAGUUGGCAACUACAUCGUGAACGAGAUGAGGGGGUUGGGUUGGGAUGUAUCCGAGGACGUGUUCCCGGACCACACGCCCGUGUUUGGGACCCUAAACUUUAGGAACAUUAUAGCGAAGUUGAACCCCAACGCGGACCGGUUCUUGGUGCUAGCCUGCCACUAUGACAGUAAAUAUACGAGGGAGCACAAUUUUAUUGGCGCGACAGAUUCCGCGGUGCCGUGCGCCAUGAUGAUCAAUCUAGCAGCUGUCAUGGCGAAACAAAUGGAACACCUGAAGAACUCCUCCCCAAGCCUCAUGUUUAUAUUCUUUGAUGGUGAAGAAGCGUUCAGGGAGUGGGGCCCCAAGGACUCCAUAUACGGGGCGCGGCAUUUGGCCAAGAUGUGGCAUGGGACGCCAUACAGAGACGGCGCGAAUCACUUGCAAAGGAUGGACGUGUUGGUGCUACUCGACCUGCUGGGUACCCCAGACCCGGUGUUCUACAGCUACUUCAAGUCCACGGAGCCGUGGUACGUCCGCCUGGCGAGCGCCGAGCAGCGCCUGGCGGAGCUGGACCAGCUCUCGGCGUACUCGCAGGGCAAGGCGGAGCAGACCUACUUCCGCCUCGAGAGCAGCCUCGCCGUCAUCGAGGACGACCAUCUGCCCUUCAUGAGAAGAGAUGUCGACGUCCUCCACAUCAUUCCAAAUCCGUUUCCAAAAGUGUGGCACACGCCGAAAGAUGACAUAACAGCUUUAGAUUUUAACACCAUAGACAAUCUCAACAAGAUCUUCCGUGUCUUUGUGGCGGAAUAUCUGCAUUUGACCCCCUAGCGGCGGUGGCGACUCGAAAUGAUAGCUGUCAUAUAACGCGACGGACUAUUCAGGUUCUCUGUUUGGACUAUUCAGAAUAUUAAAAUGUUGGAUAUGCAAGUGUAGUCGCUAUACUCAAUAUUUAAUGUGAUAUGUGCGUUAUUAUAGUAUACUUAAAAUUAUUAUAGUAUCUACUUAAAAUAUAAAUAUUGUGUCGCUUUCCAGAACAGAACUAUAAUGUAUAAAAAUACUAUAAGUAUUUAGAAAAGAAGCUUUGCACAGUUAACCCAGAAUAUUAAAAACAAUCAGUAGAUACUAAAUUAUUUUUACAUUUCUGAUUAUAUCAUUGUUAUAAAUAUUGUUUAAUAUUUUUUAAAUUUUUGCAGCAAUCAGUAAUUUUUUUUAUACUCUUUAUUAUUGGUUUCAUGAUUUAAUACUCACACAGAGAUUAUGUUUUAUGUCAAAAUAAAAUGAGUUACCUACUUGCAUGUUAAAAUUAUAAAAUGUUUUGAUAUAAGCAUAAAUUUUAUAUUAUUUCAUGACUUGUCAUGAAUUUGUUUUAUUGGUUCUUUUAUACUUACUACUGAUUGAUGGAAUAUGUAGACAGCCUAUUCUUAGAAUAGUUUCGCAGUAUUGCAGAUAAUUGUGUUCCUAAGAGUAACUGUGGUUGUUAUUAAUUUCCUGUAUUUACGAGUACAAUCCUCAUUUUUAUAUUUUUCUUUUAUUAUGUACCUUAUUAUUGUAGGAUUUUAAAUAAAAUGUACUUAUCGGAUUUAUGUAGAUAUUUUUAAGUAUAUAAGUUAACAUAGGUAUGUGUGAUGUGCCUAAUCAUAUAAUUUAAUUUGGACUAUUGAGUAUAUUAUAUUAUACAAAUAUAUAUUCAAUAGUCCAAACAUGACCUAAUGAAUUUUACAGGAAUUGAACAAGUCACACGAUCACAAAAUCGUUGAUAGUUUAUUGUAUAGAAUUAAUUUUAUUGUUUAAUUAAAGUUUUAUUUUAUAAUCUACAAAAUGUUCGUGUCUUGCCUAAUUUGUAAAAAAAAAAUAUAUAUUUUAAUCAUUGGCAUAAUUGUUUAAUAGAUUGGAAACAUUCCUAAUUAUAUUUAUUUUUAAAUAAAAUACUUGUUAAUAUUUGUAAUUGAUUGGUAUACAGUUAAUUUUGUAUAUAAAAUCGGUAAACUUAUUAAACAUUCCUGGAUUCUGAUGCUUUACCAUAGCAGCAAAUUGAUAGAAAUACAUAUUAUAUAAAUGUU
Messenger RNA from Bicyclus anynana (squinting bush brown), 2408 nucleotides. RefSeq names its product glutaminyl-peptide cyclotransferase. The transcript is spliced from 5 exons. The record is from RefSeq and is a predicted model, not a curated record. Lineage: Eukaryota; Metazoa; Arthropoda; Insecta; Lepidoptera; Nymphalidae. Gene Ontology annotation, molecular function: glutaminyl-peptide cyclotransferase activity; zinc ion binding. The coding region runs from base 145 to 1176 and encodes 343 amino acids.